AUGGAAUCCGAGCCGGGCGGCGACGGCGGCGACGUCGCUACUCAGUCUGCUGGCCUGCAGCACGGCGCCGCACGCACACAUGACGACCGGGAUGAGAUGGGCACAGUUCGAGCAUCUAGUCGAUCCGUGGCCGCAGAGCCGCGGCCGAUACCCAGCACGAUGGCACGAACAUCCAGCGGCCACGCACAGGCGCCACGGCUCAGACUCGGCGAGCUGCAUCGUCGGCGUAGCCAGACCUUUUACUCGGGAAGCGGCAGCGAAUCACCCUCACGUGGGACGGGCGUACAGAGACCAACGGCGCGACCCCAGCUGGCGGCAGCGCGGCGAACCCACGGCAGCUCGUCGGAAGUGUACCGGCCUGGAGCCGCAGCCGCGGCGACUCGAGAGAGAAUGUACCAAAUGCUGGAAGCGGCAGCCAGUGCGGAAAGCUUGGUUCCAUCCCCAACGUCGCCAACUCGAACCCCUCUACAAGACACACAAGACACCCCUCUGACGACAACACGACCAAUAGCAAUACCGCGACGACGGCAAAAUGUGGAUGUGGAAAUGCUCGAAGCCAGCAUGCCGCCUCCGCCGGCGCCGACCACUGCCCGGAGUAACAAUGCAGCGAGCAGCACCGCAAUGUCCAGCAGCCUGCCGCUCGAGACGCGAGAGGAAUUGGCUGCAUCGAGCAGCAGCGCAAAUGGCGGCGGGGGACUGAAGCGCAGCGCGAGCAACAGCUCGCAAACGGUGACGAUAUACGAAUGCCCGAUCCUGGAAGUGGACGAGCAGUGCGGCGACGACGGCGGCAAGGAGGACCUGUCGUGGCUCACAAGCGACCGGGAGCUGGAACAGAUGCUGGCCCUGGCGUCUUCUCACGGGCGGCACGAGCGGUCGAGCCUGUCGUUCAAGCGGUCGUCGGAAGCGGCGAUGCAGUGCUCGCAGGUGGUGCGCAACGUGCCGCGGAUGCGCAAGCGACGGGACCGAAAGAUGGACCGGCGGAGACAGUCUCUGACGUUGUCGGAGAGCACGAUUUGCCUGUCGGCAUCACCGUCGCCCACGGCCACGCCAGUGGGAUGA
Akanthomyces muscarius is the source of this 1059-nucleotide messenger RNA. RefSeq lists its product as uncharacterized. Lineage: Eukaryota; Fungi; Ascomycota; Sordariomycetes; Hypocreales; Cordycipitaceae. The coding region runs from base 1 to 1059 and encodes 352 amino acids. The record is from RefSeq and is a predicted model, not a curated record. The transcript has a single exon.